GGAAUUCAGGGUGCUCCAGGAGUUGGUUUUAGUCUAACCACAAAUGGAAAUUAUGAUAUAAAUGGUAAAAGACUCACAAAUGUUGGUGCACCUAAUUCUAAUACUGAUGCUGCUACAAAGAAGUAUGUUGAUGAUAAUUCCAGUGGUUCACCCACAACAACACGAUUAACAGUUGAUUCAAACAUUGAUAUGAAGGAUCAAUUUCGUAUUCUUAACCUCAAACAUCCGGAUGACGCAGAUGAGCCGGCUACAAAACAAUACGCAGACAGCAAAUUUCUUGACAGAAAUGGUUCCCGAACAAUGAUUGGUAAUUUAAGCAUGAAUAAUAAUAAAAUAAUUAAAGUUGGCACACCAACAGCUAAUGAUGACGUAGCAACCAAAAAGUAUGUGGAUGAUAAAUCCAGCGGAUCACUCACGUCAACAAGGCUAACAGUUGAUUCAAAUAUCGAUAUGAAAAAUACAUACCGAAUUACAAAUCUUAAAACACCACUAGACCUUAAAGAUCCAGCCACAAAAGGUUAUGUAGACAACACAUUUCUUGACAGAGAUGGAUCUUACCCAAUGAAAGGUAAUCUGAAUAUGGAUAAUAAACAAAUAUUAAAUCUACCAGCUCCAACAGGUCCCAAACAACCAACACCAUUAGCUUUUACAGAUUUAAAGUAUGUUGCCCGUGAUGGUUCAUCUACAAUGACUAAUAAUCUAAACAUGGAUAAUAAAAAAAUAAUUAACCUUAGAACACCAACAUCAGACACAGAUGCAACAACCAAAAAGUAUGUGGAUGACUCAAUACCUGAUACUAGUUCUUUUGUAAAAAAAGAUGGAAGUAUAACAAUGACUGAUAACCUAAAUCUUGGAAACAAAAAAAUAAUUGGUCUCGCAACUCCAACAUCAAACACAGAUGCUGCAAACAAAAAGUAUGUUGAUGAUAACACAGCUGCCCCAGAUUUGAGUGAUUAUUUUGAAAAAGAUGGUACUGUAACUAUGACUGGGAACCUUAAUGUUGGUAAUAAUAAAAUAAUAAAUCUUAGUAAGCCAACCCAAGACAAUGAAGCGGUAAAUAAAAAUUACGCUGACAAACUAGUUCAUCAUACUACAGUUCAACCAAGUCAUUACAACAACCAGUUUGCUUAUCUUAUGUCUAGUGGAUCUCAAUGGACUGAUGAAAUAGAUACCGGAACCAGUUUUGUUAUAAAAGAAUAGGAGAUUUAACACCAAACAAAGGAAACUUUCAUGAUUAUAAUCACAAAGUUAUUUUUAUGGGUAUAAACAAAAAUUCUCAAGGUGGGUACAAGUAUAAAAUGGGAAUCAACUUUUACAGGUUAACUGCAAAUGUUGACUAUACCCUUUGUCUUGAAAUACUUAACACUGAUUAUCAACUAUGGUAUAAGUCACAAAUAAGUGUAGACAAAGGAACUUCAACAGGAUUAUCAAUUGGAAAUGUUAGUGUAAGGAAACUCUCCCAUAGGUACAGCGAUUCAAAGGGACAAACACAAUUUAUGUAUUACCAUAGAAUAAUAGUUAAUUUCCGGAAGUUGACAACUGGUAAUAAGUUCUUUCUUCACAUUUUGGUUAAUAUACCACAAGAUGGAACUGACUUGGCUAUUUAUCCGAGACAGUUUUUGGGGGUUUAUUUAAUUACUUAUGGAAUUGUGGGAACAUUUAGCAAUAUCGAUCCAGAUAAAGUUUACGACUAUCACACAGCAUUUGAUAUCAAACCAACACAAGUGGUGUACAAUGUUGAUAUUAAUGCAAAUAAUAAAAAAAUAUUGAACGUCAAUCUUGAUAGAAACAAUAACAAUAGUGUUGCAACAGUUGGAAUG
Porites lobata is the source of this 1820-nucleotide messenger RNA. NCBI's taxonomy places the organism in Eukaryota, Metazoa, Cnidaria, Anthozoa, Scleractinia, Poritidae. The record is from the annotation of a GenBank genome assembly.